AUGAACACUCGACUGCGUGAGAAAGAAGCAUUAGUGUCCAACCCGAAACCACAAAGAAAAGCCUCGAAAGGGUUCAAAAACGAUGAAACCAAGGUAGGCCAGAAGCAGCUAACGCUAACAGAAGCUAUGGCUAACGAUGCUACACAAACCCCAUUGAAACCAACGGAGGAAGCUAGCACUGAGAAUGUUGUGCUAGCCGAGCUGCGGAAGCUAAGACAAGAAAAUGCGUCUUCAUUUCGGGAGUUCAAAGAUACAUCUAACAGGCUGGAGACUAAACUGGAGGAAUUGAACCAGAAGACGGAGAGUCUUGAGGAAAGAGUGAUGGAAACGGAGAACAGAGCAUGGAAACAACGUGAUAUCCAGUACACGGACAACAAAGUCUACUUUGACCAAGACUACUCAUCUGACGUGCAAAGAAAGAGGAAGAGAGUCAGAGACGUGAUAAAGAAGCUACAAGAAUGUAACAUCAAAGCACAGUCGCCGUAUCCUGCCCAGCUGAGAAUAUUUCUGGCAUCAGGCACCAAAGUUUUCCCCUCACUGCUGGUGGCACGUUCUACACUGGAGGAGCUCGGAGUGACAGUGGACAUAGAUGACAGAGAGGCUCUGGAAAUGGAACUGGCACAAAACUCUUGGACAUCACAACCCGGUGGGAAGAGGAGGGGCCAGCACCAACUGAAAGAUAAGAGAUAA
Molecule: messenger RNA, 690 nt
Organism: Knipowitschia caucasica
Lineage: Eukaryota; Metazoa; Chordata; Actinopteri; Gobiiformes; Gobiidae
Source: the annotation of a GenBank genome assembly